UCCUAGUCCUGUUUUGGAACUUUCACUGAAGUUAAGAUUUGUUUAUGUGCAUUAAUACUAGGGUACUUCUUCAGCCAUGGCUGCUUUUGUUCGGAGAGUCACCAAAAUACCAGACAAAGAUCUGUCAGAUCUGUCGGGAAAUGAUUUAACGCGCUGGGGACUGUCAGGUAUCCAGCUGAGGUCCUACCAGCUAGAUGGCGUAAGGUGGCUGACACAGAGCCUGAAGCACCAAGAGGGAUGCAUUUUAGGGGAUGAAAUGGGUCUUGGGAAGACAUGUCAGACUAUAGCCUUGCUGCUGUAUGCCAAAGGAGCCCUGGGGAAGGCGGGACCUUUCCUGGUGCUGAGUCCACUGUCAGUGAUGGACAACUGGAGACAGGAGAUGCAGCGCUUCUCCCCCGGCUUGGCUGUGGUGUGUUACUCUGGCGACAAGGAGAAGAGGGCGGAGCUACAGGCUGAGCUAUUGGCUGACAGACGAUUCCAUGUCCUCCUCACAACCUACGAGAUGUGCCUUAAAGACGCUUCAUUUUUAAAGAGGUGGAAGUGGAAGAUCCUGGUUGUGGAUGAAGCUCACAGGUUGAAGAACCAGAACUCUCUGCUACACCAGACGUUAUGUGAGUUCUCAGUGGGUUUUAGGGUCCUGCUGACUGGCACGCCCAUCCAGAACAACCUGCAGGAGGUCUACUCCCUGCUCAGCUUCGUGCAGCCCAGCCUCUUCCCUCCCUGCGAUGCAGACGACUUUGUCAGCACCUAUGCAGACGUCCAGACAUGCCCAGACCUGGCGAAGGAGCUGCAUGGCGUGCUGCAGCCGUUCCUGCUGCGGAGGGUGAAGGCCGAGGUGGCCACUGAGCUGCCCAAGAAGACGGAGCUGGUGAUGUUCCACGGCAUGUCCGCCCUGCAGAAGAAAUACUAUAAAGCCAUCCUCAUGAAGGACCUGGAUGCCUUUGGAGUGGAGCAGGCCAGUAGGACCAGGCUGCUGAACAUCCUCAUGCAGCUGCGGAAGUGUGUGGAUCACCCUUACCUGUUCGACGGAGUGGAGCCAGAACCCUUUGAGAUGGGGGAGCAUCUGGUGGAAGCCAGUGGGAAACUGUUGCUACUGGACAGCAUUCUGGCAUACCUGUGCACUGAGGGCCACCGAGUUUUGCUGUUUUCCCAGAUGACCAGAAUGUUGGACAUACUGCAAGACUAUUUGGAGUACAGAGGCUACAGCUACGAGCGUCUGGAUGGCUCUGUGCGCGGAGAGGAACGCAACCUGGCCAUCAAGAACUUCAGCACCAAAGACGUGUUUGUCUUUCUCCUCAGCACGAAGGCUGGUGGUGUGGGCAUGAAUCUCACGGCUGCUGAUACAGUAAUAUUUGUGGACAGCGACUUCAACCCCCAGAACGAUCUUCAGGCCGCAGCCCGAGCCCACCGCAUUGGCCAGACAAGGGCUGUGAAGGUGGUGCGUCUGGUGGCGAGGGACACGGUGGAGGAGAUCGUCUACAGACGCGCCAUCAGCAAACUGCAGCUCACAGACACAGUCAUCGAGCACGGACGCUUCUCACUGCUCGACCAGGCCCAGUCUGCUGCCGCUGGCCUUCAGUUGAGUGACAUCCUGAAGUUCGGCGUUGACAAGCUGCUGGCGUCGGAUGAGAGCUCGGUUCAGGACGUGGACCUGCGGCUGAUCCUGGGUCAGUCUCGUGACGGCCACUGGCUUACAGAGGAGGACGACUUGGCCACUGCACCGCCCACCACAAAGGAUGUGGAGGACGGGGAAUCCGGAGGAGCAGACACAGAUGGACAAAACCACAUGUACUACUUUGAGGGUAAGGACUACUCCAGAGACCCCAGCAGUGAGGACCAGGAGGCCUUUGAUGCCCUGAUGCAGGAGCAGCUGGAGCAGCUACAGAAGGCUGGGGAGGAGGGACGUGCACUACGCUGCAAAACCAACGCCUCGUUAGCGGGGCCCCUGCGGAGUCCGCUGCGUCUGAAGCGGCCCCUGACUGCAGACGAGCUGGAGCAGAGGAGGCAGCGGAGGCAGGAGGCGGCCGCCAAGAGGGCCAAGCUGGCGGAGGAACGCAAGAGGAAGCAGGAGGAGGAGAAGCAGCGCAAGAAGUUGGCGUGGUGGGAGUCAUGUGGGUACACCUCCAGGUGUUUGCCUGGCUUGGACUCAGAGGGAGAGGAUGAAGAGAAUGCUGAUGAAGAGGACGAUGAUGAUGGCAGUGGCUGCUCCUCGGACUCCGAACACAUGGCCAUACGCUACGCCCUCGGUGAUGUCACACACCCGCACGCCGCCAAGGAGGGCGCCAUCAUCCUGCACUGCAUUGAUGACUCUGGCCGCUGGGGUAGAGGGGGUCUGUUCACUGCGCUGGAGGUUCGCUCAGAUGAGCCUCGUAAACAGUACGAGCUGGCGGGCAAGAUGAAAGAUCUGGAAUUGGGACAUGUGCUGUUUUUCCCUAUCGAUGACAAGCAGUCCAGGCUGGAUGGAAAAGACUAUCUGGCUCUGAUCGUGGCCCAGACGAGAGACCGAAGCAACAACCUGUCUGGCAUCCUGUUGAGCGCCCUGGAGGAGGGCCUGAGGAAGAUCAGCAGAGUGGCCAAGGCGACCAGAGCAAGCGUCCACCUUCCCCGCAUUGGUCACGCCACGAAAGCCUUCAACUGGUACGGCACGGAGAGACUCCUCCGCAAGCACCUGGUCACCAGAGGCAUCCCCACCACCGUCUACUACUACCGCAGGGGGUCCUCUGUCAGUGCCACAUCAGCUGCCAGCGCUGGCCCGUCAACAUCAGCACACCCGCCAGCUGGGGACCAGGGCAGCAGCUCGUCACCACGAGGAGUGUCACCGUCGCCUCCAUCCUCACCAUCACCACCUGCAUCGCCAGCUUCCUGGCACUCCUCCAGCCCCGAGGCCAAGGAGCAAGGGUCAGGUCAAGCCAGGGGAGACGGGCCAGAGGAAGCGUCCGCAGCCGGCCACAGCUCUGCCUCCUUCAGCCUGUCUGACUUCAUGGGGGGCGUCCACGUCUUCUUCUACAACAUGGCCGCCUCUGACAGGAAGAGACUGGCCCGACACCUCAUCGCUUAUGACGGUGACGAAGAGGACAUCAUGAGCUCCCAUGUGACCCAUAUUGUGGCCGAGGUGGAGAGUCCUGCACACACACAGGAGCUGUGUGGGCUGGUGCAGCAGUACCCUGGGGCCCAGGCUGUCCACAAGAGAUGGCUGGAGGCCUGCUUCUCCAGACAGGCUAAAGUCAACACCUCUCCCUUCCUGCUUCAACUACAGUAGCUCUUAAUACCGGUAUAGAUGCUGCAUGUGCUACAGUUAUACUACUGUCAAUUAUGCAUAUGUAUUGUGCUCUACUGCCUUUCACCAUUAGUGGUCAUCACUACCCUAUUUAUUGAAGUCAGAGUGUCAUGAAGAUGAAAUGGAAUGGAAAUAUAAACAUUUUGAUCUAUUUCAGUUUCAAACUGUUAACUGUUAUUUGAAGUGUGUACAUGGUUGGUUGUUGUAAAAGAAAUUGUUUCUGUACAAAUUUCUGUCGUAAAGAAAAUUCAAUUGUGUAAUUUGUUCCCAACAUGCAUUUUCAAAGUGAAGUGCUUUUUAUGUGAUGUAUUUUUCAUGCGUUUGCAUGAAGUGCAACGAAAAUGACUGAGGUUGAAUAAAUGCCUGCUUUGUCUACUACA
This is a messenger RNA of Engraulis encrasicolus (European anchovy), 3657 nucleotides long. RefSeq names its product chromodomain helicase DNA binding protein 1-like (gene chd1l). Gene Ontology annotation, molecular function: ATP binding; DNA helicase activity; ATP-dependent chromatin remodeler activity. The transcript has 26 exons. The coding region runs from base 77 to 3259 and encodes 1060 amino acids. Gene Ontology annotation, cellular component: nucleus. Lineage: Eukaryota; Metazoa; Chordata; Actinopteri; Clupeiformes; Engraulidae. The record is from RefSeq and is a predicted model, not a curated record. Gene Ontology annotation, biological process: DNA repair; chromatin remodeling.